CCCGCGUCGGCUGUGUUCUGCCCGCCGGCCGUGCCCGGCCUGGAGACGAUCAGCGAGGGCGAGGAGGAGGACGACGACUGCGAGCAGCGACCUCCCGACCAAAUACCGGACAGCUGGCGCGAUGAGGACGACGACUUCGUCGAGGUGGAGAUCGCGCCGGUGGGCGGCCUGGCCGGCCUGCCCGAGACUCGAGUCGACUCGAGUCGCGAGUCGAGCGGCGAUGGCGACCGGCCGGCAACCGGCGAGCUCGAGCCGGACGCCGAACCCGAGCGGGACGCCCCCGCCGCCGAGGAGGAGGAGGCUGCCGCCGGAGCUGCCGAGUCGUGGCGACCGAGUGCUGACGUCACGUGGUCAGCUGACAGGCGGCCACGUCGAGGCGCGGAGGGAGAGUGGCGAGGGGAGCGGCGUCGCAGCGGCCGCCCAGCGGUCGGGGGACUCGUGUGAGAGGCAGUCGGUGCAGAGGGCAGAGCAAGCGCCGCCGGACCUGGCGGCUGUGGAGAACUGCGCAGGGUCCGUCGGUGGUGCGCCUGGGCACAAACGGGACGUCACAGACCGGCUGGAGGUGGCCGGAGUCCUGAUCGGCAGUGCGGAGAGGAAGGACGAGGUCGGUGACUCGCAGAAGCAGAAUAGCGAGAUGGCCGGGCUGGAAGGUCCGGUGGCGAGUGAGCUCAUACCCAAAACCAGUGACGUCAUAUGCAUGAGAGCACAAGCUCAGGAGGCUGCUGAGCUUAAGGAGCUCAUGAAUAACGCCGUCCGAUGCCGAGGCGUGGAUGGCACAUCACGUGAACGGCUCCAACAGGCUGUCAACUUCAGCGACAAACGUCACCGGCGACCAAGAGGACGCGUUGCUCUCCAUCGCCGGCGAGAAGCAGGCACCGAGCCUGUCGGACACGGCCGCGGAGGAGGCGGAGGUGCCCAGCCUGGUGCGCCUGGCCGCCGCGGCCAGCCAGUCGGCGCCGACGCUCAACGGGCUGGCGUCGCCGGGCUGGCCGGCUGACGUCGGCGGAGUCGAUGACCCGGCGGGGCCAGAGCAGGGGAGCUCUCCUGGCGGCGCUCCGGCCGGCUGGGAGGAGGUGCGGCGGGAGACUCCGGCGCUCGCCACUGAUGCCGGCUCCGCAGCUGAUGCCGGCUCCGCAGCUGGUGCUGGCGACGUAGCUGAUGUCGACCUCGCAGCUGAUGUUGGCCUCGUAGCUGAUGUCAGCUCCGCAGCUGAUGUCAGCUCCGUAGGUGAUGUCGGCCCCGCAGCUGAUGUCGACCCCGUAGCUGAUGCCGGCGACGCCGGUCACCAGGCCGGCGCAGCUGAUUUGGAGCUUCUGACCGAGGCGCGGUGCCCCGAACAUGAAGGCCAGGAUGUGGUCGUUGUAAGCCACAUCUCCAGCUUGGCUAUGUCUGAAAGGAAUGAGCGUGCUCAGCCCAAGACCACCGGGACGGAUCCAACAUCUGCGGAAGAAACCGAAGGAGUCCCCACAGUGGUGAAGAAGACCGUUUCCACAGUGUCGGGAGAGACGGUUCCGACGAUGAUGGAAGAAACUGUUCCGACGCCAGUGGGGGAGAUCGUCCCGCCACCAGAGGAGAUCACCCCAGAACUGGCGGGGGAGGUCAUCCCAAAACCGGCGGAGAUCGCCCCGCCACCAGAGGAGAUCACCCCAGAACUGGCGGGGGAGGUCAUCCCAGAACCGGCGGAGAUCACCUCAGAACUGGCGGAGAGCACCCCAGAACUGGCGGGGGAGGUCAUCCCAGAACCGGCGGAGAUCACCUCAGAACUGGCGGAGAUCACCCCAGAACUGACGGGGGAGGUCAUCCCAGAACCGGCGGAGAUCACCUCAGAACUGGCGGAGAUCACCCCAGAACUGACAGGGGAGGUCAUCCCAGAACCGGCGGAGAUCACCCCAGAACCAGCGAAGAUUACCCCAGAACCGGCGGAGAUCACCUCAGAACCAGCGAAGAUUACCCCAGAACCGGCGGAGAUCACCCCGGAACCAGCGAAGAUCAUCCCGGAACAAGCGGAGAUCAUCCCGGAACCAGCGAAGAUCACCCCAGAACUGGCGGAGAUCACCCCGGAACAAGCGGAGAUCACCCCGGAACCAGCGAAGAUUACCCCAGAACCGGCCGAGAUCACCUCAGAACCAGCGAAGAUUACCCCAGAACCGGCGAUCACCCCAGAACCGGCCGAGAUCACCCCAGAACCGGUGGAGAUCACCCCGGAACCGGCGGAGAUCACCCCGGAACAAGCGGAGAUCAUCCCGAAACCAGCGAAGAUCACCCCAGAACCAGCGGAGAUCCCCCCGGAAGCGGCGGAGAUCACCCCAGAGCCGGCGGAGGGAGCGACAAAGACGGCCACACUAGAGACGGUACCAGCCCCGGCGGAUGAGACUACCCCAGUGUCGGCAGACAAGACGACCACACUAGAGGAGGCGGUACCAGCCCUGGCGGAUGAGACUACCCCAGUGUCGGCAGACAAGACGGCCACACUAGAGGAGACGGCCCCAGCCCCGGCGGAUGAGACUGUUCCAGUGCCGGCAGACAAGACGGCCGCACUAGAGGAGACGGUUCCAGCCCUGGCGGAUGAGGCUGUCCUAGUGUCGGCAGACAAGACGGCCACACUAGAGGAGACGGUUCCAGCCCCGGCGGAUGAGGCUGCCCUAGUGUCGGCAGACAAGACGGCCACACUAGAGGAGACGGUACCAGCCCCGGCGGAUGAGACUGUCCCAGUGUCGGCAGACAAGACGGUCACACUAGAGGAGACGGUUCCAGUCCCGGCGGAUGAGGCUGUCCCAGUGUCGACAGACAAGAAGGCCACACUAGAGGAGACGGUACCAGCCCCAGCCCCGGCGACGGCGGCGGAGGGCGACGCCGCCCUGUUGCUGCAAGACCUGGACUCGCCGCUGCCAGGCGCCACACCGCCGCCGCGCCGCCGGCCGGCCGGCUCCGACUCCGACUCGGACUCCGACUCGGACGUGCUGGUGGUGGACACGGAGUCGCACGAGGCGCACCUGCUGGAGGGCGGCGACUACGAGAGCCUGCCGGUGGACGAGUCGGCGGCGGCCGGCAUCACGCGCUCGGUGGCCUCGUACGACCUGGAGCUGGACAUCGACGCGGCCAUCCCGACGUACGACGACGUGCGCGCGUUCGGGGACGACGACGGGCUGUCGUCGUCCGACUCGGAGGCGGGUGCUGUCGCCGAGGCGGCCUUCCUGGACGAGCCGGACCUGUGGGCGGCGUCGGAGUCGGCGGCGCGCCGCCAGCGGCUGCGUCAGCUGAAUGUGCAGCUGGGCGUGCCCGAGCGGGAGCAGCAGCUGCGCCGACUGAACCAGGAGUGGGGGCUGUCGCCGGUUGAUGACGAGGGCCGCUACACUCCGGACUGGGAGGCCGACGAUGACGAGGACGCGCUCAGCUCGACCAGCGGCGAGUUCGUCUGGCAGGAGGGCGCCGGCGCGCCGCCGACCGAGUCGGCCGACUCCGAGUCCGACUCGGACCCGGACUCGGAGUCGGGCGAGGAGGAGUUCACGCCGAGCGUGUGGCGCCAGGACAAGGAGCCGGGUCACAGUCUGCUCCGGUCGCCCGAGCACCGCGCCGAGCUGCGCAAGUCGGUGAGCUUCAAGCGCCAGAAGCACCACCGCAUCUACGAGUACCCGCUGGCGUCGCCGUCGCCCGAUCUGGGGCCGGCCUCGCCGGAGCCGGCGGCGGCGCCGCAGCCGGCCGGCCGCCGCACCUGGUCCUUCGUCGCGCCGGCGUCCGUUUCACACUACACCGACUGGGAGCUGGACGAGGAGGAGAUCGAGGACGUGUCGCUGACGGAGCUGCCCGAGUCGCCGGACCGCGAGCUGUUCCUGGACUUGUCGAGCGGCGCGCCGCCCGACGCCGUCGACAGCGGCUACACGGGCUCGUGCGACGACCGCACCUUCGUCGGUCUCGACGCCGGUGCAGACUGA
Pollicipes pollicipes is the source of this 3932-nucleotide messenger RNA. RefSeq names its product putative surface protein SACOL0050. The transcript is spliced from 10 exons. Bases 771 to 3932 code for a protein of 1053 amino acids. NCBI's taxonomy places the organism in Eukaryota, Metazoa, Arthropoda, Thecostraca, Pollicipedomorpha, Pollicipedidae. The record is from RefSeq and is a predicted model, not a curated record.